This is a messenger RNA of Menidia menidia (Atlantic silverside), 6771 nucleotides long. NCBI's taxonomy places the organism in Eukaryota, Metazoa, Chordata, Actinopteri, Atheriniformes, Atherinopsidae. The record is from the annotation of a GenBank genome assembly.
UGUGAGUAUCCUAUUGGUUAUCCCCCUUUUUCUCAUUAAAUAUAUGCAUAUACAAAUAUAUAUAUGUAUUGUGUGAUAUUAGAUAUCUAUAUAAUUUCAUUAUCUAUUGAAUUUUUUCAUUUUUGAGGAAAAUGUUUCCAACAGGUUAAAGAGGUGAAGUAAUGAAAACAAUCUGGGUUCCCCCAUGUGGGAAACUAACUUUUACCUGCAUCAUUAAGCCCCGACCCGGGUUAACCAUAUUAAUAUUCAGUCAUGUUUCCGCAUAUUGUGUCAGAGGUGACGGCGAGCAAAAACGGACAAAAUGAGAGAUUAUGGGUUUUCGGUUUGAACUGAGAACGCACUUGCUUUGCUCCGAGAUGUCCAUAUAAGCAUGGUACCCUCUCGUUUCCGUGGUCACUUCCUGUGUUUUCUCUCGUCUCCCUGGUUUGAACGUGCCUGCCAGCGUUCAUCCAAUGAUAUUGGUCCACAUGCAGCGCAGGGAAGAGGGGCAGCAGAGAGGCGCUUUCAUAAAAGCAGACUGUCGGCGCCGUGCGGAGCCACAGGGAGCUGCGCCACCGUGAGCCGGGCUAAAGCAGGGGGAGCACAGGGAAGGACGGCCGGACACCAAUGCGGAGCACCACACCGGACUCUGCCGCAGGACACCUUCCACCAUUUUCGGACACAAGCGGCCGCACAGACUAACCCCCCAACCCGGACAGGACAGAGGAAUUUGGCUCUCCUGGAGGAAAAACAAACAAACAAAACAAACAACAACCCGUCAUUCUUGUGAAGAAUAUCUCAAACAGGGUCCAGAAGGGGGGUGGGGGGGGGGGACAACGUAGUCCAUCCUAAGACGGUGCUCGUUCCGGGCUCACCUUUUCGGCUGAAGCUGUGCGGGAAGGAGCACGUCCGUCCGCCCGCCAUGGAGAACGCUCACACCAAGAGUGUGGAAGAAGUUUACGGCCAUUUCUGCGUCAACGAGAGCACAGGACUUUCCCUGGACGAGGUGAAGCGCCAGCGGGAGAAAUGGGGCCUAAACGGGAAAUCUUUAUGGGAGCUCGUCCUCGAACAAUUUGAAGAUUUACUUGUUCGAAUUCUCCUGCUGGCAGCCUGCAUAUCGUUCGUUCUGGCCUGGUUUGAGGAGGGAGAAGAAACCAUCACGGCAUUUGUGGAGCCUUUCGUAAUUCUGCUCAUCCUCAUCGCCAACGCCAUCGUUGGGGUUUGGCAGGAACGCAAUGCCGAGGACGCCAUCGAGGCGCUGAAGGAGUACGAGCCGGAGAUGGGGAAGGUGUACCGGCAGGACAGGAAAACCGUGCAGAGAAUAAAAGCCCGGGACAUCGUGCCCGGCGACAUCGUGGAGGUGGCUGUUGGAGACAAAGUGCCUGCUGACAUCCGCAUCUGCUCAAUCAAGUCAACGACUCUGAGGGUGGACCAGUCUAUACUGACAGGUGAAUCUGUGUCCGUCAUCAAACACACCGACCCCGUUCCCGACCCUCGAGCUGUCAACCAGGACAAGAAGAACAUGCUGUUCUCUGGCACCAACAUCGCGGCGGGGAAGGCGGUGGGCGUGGUGGUGGCCAGCGGCGUGAACACCGAGAUCGGUAAGAUCCGGGAUGAGAUGGCGGCCACGGAGCAGGAGAAGACGCCCCUGCAGCAAAAGCUGGACGAGUUCGGCCAGCAGCUGUCCAAGGUCAUCUCCAUCAUCUGCGUGGCCGUGUGGAUCAUCAACAUCGGCCACUUCAACGACCCCGUGCACGGGGGCUCCUGGAUCCGCGGCGCCGUCUACUACUUCAAGAUCGCCGUGGCGCUGGCGGUGGCCGCCAUCCCCGAGGGCCUCCCGGCGGUCAUCACCACCUGCCUGGCCCUGGGCACCCGCCGGAUGGCCAAGAAGAACGCCAUCGUGCGCAGCCUGCCCUCCGUGGAGACGCUGGGCUGCACCUCCGUCAUCUGCUCGGACAAAACGGGCACCCUGACCACCAACCAGAUGUCCGUCUGCCGGAUGUUCGUCGUCAACAAAGCUGAGGGUGACAGCUGCUCUCUGUCCGAGUUCAACAUCACCGGUUCGACCUACGCUCCCGAGGGGGAAGUGUACCAGGACGGCCAGCAGGUGAGGAGCUCCCAGUUCGACGCGCUGGUGGAGCUGGCCACCAUCUGCGCCCUGUGCAACGACUCCUCGCUGGACUUCAACGAGGCGAAGGGCGUGUACGAGAAGGUGGGCGAGGCCACCGAGACGGCGCUGACCUGCCUGGUGGAGAAGAUGAACGUGUUCGACACCGAAGUCCACAGCCUGUCCAAGAUCGACAGAGCCAACGCCUGCAACUCGGUGAUCAAACAGCUGAUGAGGAAGGAGUGCACGCUGGAGUUCUCCAGAGACAGGAAGUCCAUGUCCGUCUACUGCUCCCCAAACAAGUCCCGCUCCUCUGUGGGCAAGAUGUUUGUCAAGGGGGCGCCGGAGGGUGUCAUCGACAGGUGCACCCACGUCAGAGUGGGCAACAGCAAAGUUCCCCUCACCCACGGCAUCAAGGAGAAGAUCACGUCUGUGAUCCGCGAGUACGGGACGGGCCGGGACACCCUGAGGUGUCUGGCCCUGGCCACCCGGGACAGCCCCCCCAGGAUGGAGGACAUGGUUCUGUCCGACCCGGUCAGGUUCGCAGAGUACGAGGCCGACCUGACCUUUGUGGGCUGCGUGGGCAUGCUGGACCCCCCCCGGCAGGAGGUGGCGGCCUCCAUCAAGCUGUGCCACCAGGCCGGCAUCCGGGUCAUCAUGAUCACGGGGGACAACAAGGGCACCGCCGUGGCCAUCUGCCGGCGCAUCGGCAUCCUGGCCGAGGACGACGACGUGGAGCGCAUGGCCUUCACCGGACGCGAGUUCGACGAGUUGGCGCCCGCCGCCCAGCGGGAUGCCGUGACGCACGCCCGCUGCUUCGCCCGCGUGGAGCCCUCCCACAAGUCCAAGAUCGUGGAGUUCCUGCAGGGAUUUGACGAGAUCACCGCCAUGACGGGAGACGGCGUGAACGACGCCCCGGCUCUGAAGAAGGCCGAGAUUGGCAUCGCCAUGGGCUCCGGCACCGCCGUGGCCAAGUCGGCCUCGGAGAUGGUCCUGGCCGACGACAACUUCUCCUCCAUCGUGGCGGCGGUGGAGGAGGGCCGAGCCAUCUACAACAACAUGAAGCAGUUCAUCCGCUACCUCAUCUCCUCCAACGUGGGCGAGGUGGUCUGCAUCUUCCUCACCGCCGCUCUGGGCUUCCCCGAGGCCCUGAUCCCGGUCCAGCUGCUCUGGGUCAACCUGGUGACGGACGGGCUGCCCGCCACCGCCCUGGGCUUCAACCCCCCCGACCUGGACAUCAUGGAGAAGCCCCCCCGCAACGCCAAGGAGCCCCUGAUCUCCGGCUGGCUCUUCUUCAGAUACCUGGCCAUCGGAGGGUACGUGGGGGCUGCCACGGUGGGGGCCGCCGCCUGGUGGUUCACGGUCUCAGAGGACGGGCCCCAGCUCACUCUGUACCAGCUGAGCCACUUCCUGCAGUGCAGCCCAGACAACCCAGAGUUCGACGGCUUGGACUGCCACGUCUUCGAGUCGCCCUAUCCGAUGACCAUGGCGCUGUCCGUGCUCGUCACCAUCGAGAUGUGCAACGCUCUGAACAGCCUGUCGGAGAACCAGUCGCUCCUGAGGAUGCCCCCGUGGGACAACGUGUGGCUGCUGGGGGCCAUCUGCCUCUCCAUGUCACUCCACUUCCUCAUCCUCUACGUGGAACCCCUCCCUGUCAUCUUCCAGAUCACCCCUCUGGACACCACCCAGUGGAUGAUGGUGCUGAAGAUGUCCCUGCCCGUCAUCCUCCUGGACGAGGCGCUCAAGUUCUUUGCCAGGAACUACUUGGAAUUCGGUAACCAGCUGGAGAAGCCGGCCCCCAGGGGCUGCUCCCUAUCUGCAUGUGCCGAGGGCAUCUCCUGGCCCUUCGUGGCCGUCUCCCUGCCCCUGGUGCUGUGGAUCUACAGCACCGACACUAACGUGUCCACCAUGUUGUGGCCCUGACUGACCCCAGCACGCCCCCAACCCCCUCGAGCACCCGUGUGGAGUGGACAUUAACACACACACACACACACACACACACACGUCUAACACGGUUACAUUAACUCGGAUUAAUCGGAUCUGUUGCAUUUACAUGUUCACUGAAGUAUAUUUUUGGGUGGGGUGGGAGGUUUAGUCAUAUUUUCUUACCGAUUUGACAUCUUAGAGUAUUAUUUAACCGGCACGCCUCCUAGCUCUGUGGCUCAUGGUGAGCAGUUAGAGACAUGUUGGAGCCGUGUGUGUUCAGCUGUACAGAGAAGUCUCACUAUUUUAUAAUAUUAAUGUUUUGUAUUGUUUUGCUUCGGGCGGCCUGGGGCUCGAUGACCCCGGCGCGUCACCGGGUCGAGGGCGGAGAUCCCCUGGCGUUUGUCCCUUUUGAGCUCCUGGCAUGGUUUCUUAUCUGGUUGUUUUCAGAGUGCGGCCACAUGGGGGCUGCUUAUGAGCAGAAAAAGCCGUCACAGGUGUCCCUCUAGACUGAACAGGUUCCAAUCUGAGAGGGUGUUAAUGGUGGAAAAACGAUUGAGCUGCUGGGAGGGUCUCCUGUGACCCCUCCUCCAUUCACAAACAGCUUCCCCAGAUCAACCUUUUCAUUAAAGUCUAUUUUUUGGUUGUUUUCCAUUUGGUUUUUGCACCUUUGCACCAGGAAGAAAAACGUUCUAACCAGGGUCUAACUUAGACUUGUCUCUUUGUAAGGUCUUACUAUGGCACACACACACACACACACACACACACAGGCACCUCUUUAAACCAAGUGGAGUUCUCCCAAGUUAUCUAACUUCCCUGUCCUCAAACUCCUUCUCCUAAAGACAUUCCCAGAGCGGCCGACUCCUUUCUGGAGCUUUGCGUUUACGCCCGGGUCUCAGACAGUCCCCUCAGACAGGGGCAAAACAGGAAGUCCUCUAAGGGAGCUUUCAGCCCAGGACAGUUUGGAGGACUCAGACUGUGGAUUAAACCACCUGAAGUGCCCCAAACAGGAGGGAAAAAAGCUCAGAGAAUAAGCAGAAACCCCAGCAGAGUGAUGCCCGAACAGCGUCUUCUUUAGAGACACUUUCCCAGUUUAACUGCACCCUUUUCCACUUAAACCCCACUUGUUUGGGGGGGGGGGUUCCAUCAGCUAAAAGCACCUGAUCGUAGAGGGAAAGAGCUGAAAAGAGGACAAGAAGAAGCACACCCAGAGCCCAAAAUUCAGCCGGCUCUUUCACAACAAGUUUAUGCAGCGUUUGGAUUUCUGUUUGGUUUAGAGGAAGGAAAUUAUGCUCGGGUUAUAGUUCGACACACGACUGUAUCAGGCCUCUGUGCUUAUAGCCUGACCCCCUCUGACCCCACCAAAAUCUGGUUUAGAAUCUUUCAGAGUAGAGACUAAAGCUGGCUGCUAUCAUUCCAGCUCUCAGGAUCACCCUCCCCUGGAUGACUGAGAACCUCCACCAACACACACAUUUUUAUGUUUUUUUUUUUAAACAGAACCUCUGUUAUUUGAGGGUAGAGAGGACAAAUACUCACCAGUUUGAGCAAUUUUUUGAUACAGCCUGUUGUUAAAAUUCUGUACUUGAAGAGCGCUUUGAUUUUUAGUUCAAAUAUUCCGUUUUUAUUCUCGAUUUUUUUUUUUCCAUCUUAGAAACGCCUUCCUUUGUAAUGUAUGUAAAAAUGUGCACAUACUGUACUUGAAUAUGUAAGAAAACAAAACCAACAAAAGAAAAGAAAAAAAAAGGCACCAGGAAGCUGUUUCGACUUACCAACGGAGCACAAACGCGAACAGCUGCUUUGUAAAUGUGUACAUAGCACAGAAAAGUAGAGUCUAAGUGUUUAUACGUGGCUGUCGGGAUGUUCUGUGCGUCCGCAGCUUCUUCAGGCCCAGCCGCCGCCUUCCUGCAUGCCCGCUGACAGCGCCAGCUUCCUGUUUCCCUCCUCCACCUGCAGACUGAGCACACCUUGAACUGCAUGCACACCCCUUUGGGUUUUCAGGCUAUGGGGCUGGAACUGUGUCCCAGCAUGAGCUUUUUUUCCAUCAUUUUCUGUUAUUUUCCUCUGGCUUUGAUCUCUUGAGCUCUUCAAUGAUUUGUUUCCCUCCUUUUCUUUCUUUCUUUUCUGUUAAGUGUCCCCCCUCACAGCGAAGGCCAAGUAAGCCCGGCCCUCCUGCAGGAAACCCCGGGUGUUGUUUUGUGGUGUGCAUGUGUGUUUUUGGGCGGCCCCGCCGUGCAGGAAGCUGCAUGCCGCAGCGCGAGCGCCACCACGGGGGGCUCGUUAGGUUCAAGCCCGGUGCGGCAGAGAGGCCAGAAAUGAAUGUCUGAUUGGAAAACAGCCGGUCCCACCUCAUCAGUCCUACCGUCCUCCUGCAUGAAGAGCCUCCGGUCGCAUUUUCCUUGCUGCAUGCCAGCAGACUUCUCUAAUAAGCAGCGUAGAGUAGAUUAGACGUUCCUCAGAUAGUACAAAACGCUAAUAAGCUCAUUUUCCUACCGAAAUACUUUUAUGGGGACAUAAAAAAAAAAAAGAAGAAAUAAAUAUUUUCCCCACUUUGCACUGAGAUUUUCCACAUGUUCGGAGAGGAUUUUGCCACAUCUGGAAGGCGGACGUGCGGUGAUGUGGAUGUUUCACUGUAAGAUCGGCGGCUGUCCCCUCGACUGGCAUUUUGUUUUGCCAAACUGCUGUACUGUAUUUUCAGAUGAUUGUACAACGUAUCACAUGAACUGUUUCAGGUAAAUAAAACUGUCAUACAUGAGGAGUUUAUG